Molecule: messenger RNA, 963 nt
Organism: Fusarium fujikuroi IMI 58289
Lineage: Eukaryota; Fungi; Ascomycota; Sordariomycetes; Hypocreales; Nectriaceae
Exons: 2
Coding region: 1-963 (320 amino acids)
Source: RefSeq, a predicted model, not a curated record
AUGCGCUUCAACACCCUUUUCGCGUUUAGUCUUGUGACUGAUGUUGCAAUGGCUAGCGUUUGCAAACCUCGACCUUCCGCCAGUUCUAGUGUUGUGUCUGCCGAGACUGUUACUUCGACCAUUUCUGCCACUGCUCCAACGACGACUGUCGAAGCUGAAACGACGGCUUCUAUUCCUGCCGAUCUGUCGACUACUACCAGUCUCACGUCUACUGCUGAUGAUAAGACUACAACUGAGACUACCGAGCCAGCCACUACCACCGAAACAUCAGUGUCGGUCGAUUUGUCAACUACGCUUGCGACAACUGGCACUGCAGAGACCGCCACUACAGAUGCUACGACCACCGAGGAGGCUACACCCACUGCGGUGACUACGUCUGCGGAGACAACAACAGCCGAUGCCACCACCACAACCGCAGAUACCUUCGUUCCAAUCCCAACAUUCAACGUCAUCGCUACCGAUACGCAAGUCUACGGCCAAAAACUCCGCGGCCAUGUAACAACAGAUUACGAAAUGGGAUGGAACCUCGAAGGCUCCCCACCAAUCCUCGCAUUCUCCAUCGACUCCGACACAAACCAAGUCAGAGAAAUAGCCAAUGGAAACUACCUUUGUCUCCAAUACGGCGUCAGAGACAGCGAUAGCGAUAGCAACAGCGACAUCCACUUCCUCAAGCUCUGCGAUCCCGGCACCGAGACCAACGUCAUGGGCGGGAUCGCUAUGGUCACAUGUGAGCAGACUCGCGAUCGCAGGCUGAAGUGCUCUGCUCCCGCUGGGCAGUGCGUGGAGGACUCUCUUACUAGGAUCCCGAUUUGUUCGGCCCUGCCUGGGACGUUUACGGGAUUUUAUGCGUAUUCUGGUUUGACAACGGGUAUUGCUCUUGUUAUGGGACGGGAGGGUAAUGAUCCUACUGCUGAUACGCAGACUAUUGACUUUGAGAUUGAACCUGCUGUAAUCUAUGAUUAA